Molecule: messenger RNA, 1950 nt
Organism: Centrocercus urophasianus (Greater sage-grouse)
Lineage: Eukaryota; Metazoa; Chordata; Aves; Galliformes; Phasianidae
Product: short transient receptor potential channel 2-like
Exons: 4
Coding region: 865-1563 (232 amino acids)
Source: RefSeq, a predicted model, not a curated record
CAGCGAGAGCUGGACAGGCUGAGAGCUGGGCAGGAAGAAACUGGAUGGGGUUAAACAACAGCGAGUGUGGAGUCUGGCAUCUGGGGAGGAAUAACGGCGUGCAGCGGUACAGGAUGGGGGAUGAGAGGGAGCUGGGUGUCCUGGUGGACGACAGCUCGGCCAUGAGCCAGCAGUGUGCCUUGUGGCCAAGAGGGCCAAUGGCUUCCUGGGGUGCAUUGCAGAGCGCGGCCAGCAGGUCGAGGGAGGCGAUGCUCCCCCUCUGCUCUGCCCUGCUGAGGCCUCAUCUGCAGCCCUGCGUGCAGUUCUGGGCUCCCCAGCACAAAACACACAGGGAGCUCUUGGGAACAGAACAGCGCAGGGCCACCAGGAUGGCGAGGGGCCUGGAGCAUCUCUGCUAUGGGGAAAGGCUGAGUGAGCUGGGGCUGUGCAGCAUGGAGGAAAGAAGGCGGAGAGGGGAGCUGAUCCAGGUCUGUCAGCAUCUGAGGUGUGGGGGCAGCACGGCGAGGAUGGACUCUGAUCAGUGGGGAGUGGAGACAGGAGGAGGGGAAACGGCCGGGAACUGAGCAUAGGAAGUUGUGCAGCAGUGUGCGAAGGAACGGCUGUGCAGUGAGGGGAGGAGCGAUGGAACAGGGUGCAGGGAGGGGGGAGAAUGUGGGUCCCAACGUGUCUCUGUGGGUCCCAACGUGUCUCUGUGGGUCCCAACGUGUCUCUGUGGGUCCCAACGUGUCCCUAUGGUCCCACUGCUCACUGCAGCAGGCUGCCCAUGGAGGUGGUGGAGUCUCCUGCUCUGCAGAUGCUCCAGACCUGCCUGGAUGCCGAGCUGUGCGACUGCUGUAGGAACGGCUGGGCAGGGGGUUGGACUGCAUGAGCUCUGCAGCUCCCUGCCAACCCCUGCAGUUCUGUGAUCCCUCCCUGUGUCAGAGGUGUCCCCCAGCCCUGGGGGGCACAGGGAAGUGGGGUCAACGAUUCUCUGCCCCCAGGAGCUCCCAGGAGGAAGAGCAGCUGAAGAGCAGCUUGCAGCAGCUGGAGCCCAGUGCUGCAUCCCAUGCCUGGAGCCCAGCCCGUCUCAGCCGCCCGGCACGCAUGGUGCUGUCAGCAGCGCAGAGCCGUGCCGUGAGGCCUCCACCCCGAAUUACUGCCAGCCACCCGGGGAGCAGCGCAGAGCAGGGACAGCCUGCAGCACGGGGUGCAGCAUUGGAAGUCCCAGCAGCCCCCAAGCGCGCCCGCAGGCAGUCAGGCAGCAGGCAGAGAGCUGGCAGAGCUGUGGGCAGGUCCCCUCAGCCUCUCACCAGGAAUCCUGGGCCAGGAAGGAGAGCGAGAACGCAGGGCCGCAACACGAGCGGAGGGGAGAGCAGCGGUGGGGAGAUGGCUCUGUGCCCUAUUUGUUCAGGUUCCUUCAGCACAGCGCUGCUCCCCGCUCACGCCUCCCGCUGCGGCGAGGAAGAAUCCGACCCCGAGGUGGAGCUGCUUUCCUGUGCCAGCAGCCCGGUGCUGUGCCCCAUCUGCGGGCUCUGCUUCAGCUCAGCAGAGGUGGAGCAGCACUGCAGCACCUGUGGGGAGUGAUGGACCCCCCCCCAACAAGCAAUGAUCUGCAGAGAGAGACUCGGCCCCACUGGGCUCUGGGGCAGGGACUGGGCUGUGGUUUGUGGUGCUCGUUCAAUUCUGCCCCACGUGGCACGAGCUCAGCGCAGGAGAGGAGGCAAAAGGGCCAGGGGGCUGAAGGAAGAAGCCACAUGGCUGCUGCUGCUCCCAUCACUGAACCACUCAGCAGUGUGAACUGGGACCAGUAAAUGUGAGCAUCUGACUAUGGGGGGUGGUGAUCACCUCCCUCCCAGUGACACAGUGCAGGGUGUAGGGAACGUGGGGCUGAUGGUGGCCCUGCGGGUGGAGUUUUAGGGCAGGCUGCAGCUCCUGGAGAUGGGAGGAGUUGAGGGAGAGAAAUAAAACAAA